This is a messenger RNA of Periophthalmus magnuspinnatus, 2145 nucleotides long. RefSeq lists its product as uncharacterized. The record is from RefSeq and is a predicted model, not a curated record. The transcript has 5 exons. Lineage: Eukaryota; Metazoa; Chordata; Actinopteri; Gobiiformes; Gobiidae. The coding region runs from base 18 to 1235 and encodes 405 amino acids.
UGUCUCCUCUUGAGCUCAUGUGGGGUCAAAGUGCCAGUGUCACCUGUUCUAUUAAUGGACUUUCAGGUGGAACAUUCAUUCUGAGACACUUAAAUCAGGAAGUUCAGACUUUAGGCUCCAACCCUGCCACCUUUAACUUACCCCAAGUGACUGCUGACAAUAAGGGGCCUUACCACUGUUUGUAUCGGAUGGUGCUCUCAGGUCAGACCUUGGAUUCACCCCAAAGUGACUCACUUCUCAUCACUGUGAAAUUUCCAAAGCCCAGUAUUUCUGUGUCCCCCUCUCGUGACGUCAUGUGGGGUCAGCAUGGAGUCAGUGUGACCUGUACCAUCUCAACUCAGAUUUCAGGAGGAGUGUUCAAACUUAUGCACCGACAUCGAGACAUUCAGACUUCAAGCAGCCCAACGUUCUACUUACCACGAGUGACCUUUGACAGUGAAGGGUCCUACCACUGUCAGUAUCAGAGAGACACCUCAGGUCCAGUCCUCACGUCUCCACAAAGUGACUCUCUUACUCUUCAAGUCUCAGUGGACCUUCCCGUGCCCAGCCUGUGUGUGUCUUCUCCUGCUGGGGGACACUGCUCCUCCGACACUGUCCACAUCACCAGGGGAGACAGUUUUGUCCUCAGCUGCUCUGUCCCCUCAGAUGUCCCAGAAGGCCUGUUCCUCCUGUGGUUCUCCGGCUCCAACAGCUCUGUCAGUGAGCCUUCAGUCAACCACUCAGCCUCCUUCUACUUCAAUGUGUCCCAGAGCCAACACCAGGGACAAUACAGCUGUGUGUAUCAGGUCACUGGGGCAGGACGCACAUACACCUCAGAGACAGUCCCCGUCCAAAUCUACACUAAAUUGCCACUGGUGCUCUUGGUCGCCCCCUCUGUGGUUGGAGUCGUCCUGAUUCUUGGUUUGGUUUCACUGCUGCUGUUCCUGGUCCUUAAGAAAAGAUCUCAAAGUCAACAUUCAGAAAGCACCGUCCAAGCACAGAUGAAUGCAGUUGGAAACCAGUAUCUCGAAGACAGUGAUGAGGAUGAGGCCGAUUAUGUGAAUGUUGAUGCACCACAAUGCACCAAACCUGUCUCUGACGCCCCGAUGAGGAGUAAUCAAUACCAAUACUGCACAAGAUUCAAUGCUGUUAGAGAAGAGUCGACCAAUCAAGAAGAUGAAGAUGAUGACGAUGAUGAUGAUUAUGAAAAUGUAACUAACACUGAGGAGCAGGACGACAUUUAUCAAAACUUCUAAAAUUCUGAGCAGCAAAGACUGGAUAUGUUUUAUAAUGGUAAGACAUUGGGGAAUGUGGACACUGGGCAGCAGUAGCUCUUCAGGUGGAUCACUUCCUCCAGAAAUAGAAGUUUGAUAAACCAACAACACACCAGCAUUGAAAUUUGAAUGACAAUAUCAGUAUAAACGAUGCUAGUGAAACCCCAAUACUUUAUCUCCUAACACCCUUAUUUCCUACGCCCCUUGAACACAUCAGUCCUUUCUUGUGCACAUGCAGCCUGCACAUAGCUAGAAACAGCAGUAGGACACAGACAGCAAUUUAACAAGAUACACAAGCCUUUAGAGCGUCUCACUUCAAAUCUAACAGAGCGGAGUGUGUUUGUUUUCUUGGAAACUCCAAGCCAGACCCAGAGAACUCUUAAAAAAUCCUGGAGCAGUGUGGCCAGCUGCUCAGGUUUUUGGAAAAGAUCUUUAGACCUGAAUAAACCACUUCAAAUCAGAGUAUGCCAGAUCAGAACACACUUUGUGCCAAAUGGAAAACAUUCAGUCCUGCACAUCAGAAUAAAGAACUGAGACAUUUAAACACCUUAAACUACCUUUUAUUUUUAUUUUUAGCUUGGCACUGUUCUCUUUCACAUUGGUUUAUGCAUUGUUCAACUGUAAUAACUCUGUUCAACUUUAAAUUCUCUUUCAUUUAGACGACUGCUCCAGAAACUAGACAACAGCUCUAGCCUUAAGAUACUAAGCAGAUGUUUCACUGGUUAUUGUUUGAGAUCUUCAAUAAUGAUUAAGUUCUGUACGUAGCAUAUUUGACUACUUCUUAGAUAUUUGAAAACUGAAAGUUUAUUAAGUGUGUACUAAAGAGCAGAACUUAAUCUUUUGUAAAAACAACUUGUAGCAACAUGAAGCUAACAGAGAAGGGUCAGAUAGA